Molecule: messenger RNA, 1403 nt
Organism: Aspergillus niger
Lineage: Eukaryota; Fungi; Ascomycota; Eurotiomycetes; Eurotiales; Aspergillaceae
Exons: 4
Molecular function (GO): oxidoreductase activity
Source: RefSeq, a predicted model, not a curated record
AUGCUGUUACCUGACAAGAAGAUAGCCAUCAUUGGCAGCGGCGCGGCCGGCAUGGCUGCUCUCUGGGCCCUUCACCAGCAUUCUCCUCACCAGGUCUACAUCUACGAGGCGGCUCCUCGCCUUGGAGGUCACAUCAACACAGUAGAGUUCAAGAAGGGAGAAGAUAGCGUCAAUGUCGACACUGGAUUUAUCGUGCUCAACAACUCCACCUAUCGUGCGUUUCCUCCUCCAAACUUGAAGCUUGGUCUGACCGAACAGCCAACUUUCUCAACUUCCUCAAAGCCAUCAAUGUCCCAACCACUCCCUCGGAGAUGUCAUUUAGUGUUUCGCGAUUCUCCGACUCGGGCUCCUUUGAAUGGGCAGGCUCCUCCCUGAGAAAUCUUUUCGCUCAAAGCAGAAACCUGUUCUCUCCUUCAAUGUGGCGGAUGGUCUUUGAUAUGGUGAGAUUCAAUCACUUCGCCCCUGAUCUCCUCCGCCUACCCGACGUGGACAAUACUAUGUCUAUUGGAGAGUACCUCGAGAAAGAAGGAUACUCGGCAUUUUUCCGCGACAACUACCUAAUCCCAUUGACGGCGUCAACGUGGAGCACGAGUCCAGACAAGUGCAACUUGCAAUUUCCUGCCGUGACUCUCAUCCGGUUUCUGUACAAUCACAACCUGCUUAAUACGCUCGGGCGGGGUCUCGAGUGGCUCUCCGUGACCGGUGGCGCAAAGAGCUAUAUUGAUACCAUAAUGGCCAACUUUCCUUCCAAACAAGUGUUCUUGAAUCAGCCCGUAAUAUCCGUCGUGAACGAUCCAGCCACGGGUAGUGUUACAGUCACCACUGCCGACGGCACGACAGCCACCUACGACCACGUCAUCCUCGCUACGCCCGCACCUCAAGCACUCUCCCUAGUAUCUAAAACAGCAACUCCACUAGAAAGUUCCAUCCUCUCAGCCUUCGAAACGACCACCAAUACCGCAGUAUGCGUUACGUAUAACAUGAACCGGGCGCAGGGGGUCUCGCAUGCGAAAUACGGGUCGGUGUUGGUGACGAUGAAUCCGCUGUUUAUGCCGGACGUAAGAACAAUCCAGGGAGUGUUUCAGUAUGAACAUCCGCUGUUUACUCCGGCGGCAGUGCGGGCGCAGACAAUGCUACCGAGGAUUCAGGGCACAAGGGGGAUCAGUUACGUGGGGGCGUGGACGAUGUAUGGGUUUCACGAGGAUGCGUUUACGAGUGCGUUUGGAGUGGUGGAAGAGUUGGGAGCGAAGAUUCCGUUUCCAGUGGCUGACAGUCGGUUGAGAGGGGGUGCAGUGAAGGAGGUGAGAUGGUUGGAAUAUGUGUUUAGAUUGGUGUUGCAGGGAGUGCAGGGUUUGAUUGUGUGGCUGGUGGGAGGGGGAAAAGGGAAGCAGAAGGCGAGGUAA